This is a messenger RNA of Brugia pahangi, 831 nucleotides long. The record is from the annotation of a GenBank genome assembly. NCBI's taxonomy places the organism in Eukaryota, Metazoa, Nematoda, Chromadorea, Rhabditida, Onchocercidae.
AUGUUGGAUAGGUAUCUAUGCGAAAAAAAUUACGCCUCGCUUAAAGUUAUGAUUGAUCGUAAACGAGCUGAAUUGUUUAAAACAAAAGAUAAAGCUCUGAAGAGUGUGGUAGAUAAUGCACAAAAAGCUCCGGGAAAUUUUGCUGCCGACAUUAAUGAACUGACCGCAGCUCUAUCACUGAAUCUCACGCAAGAACAAUUUAAAUACGCUGAAGCAUAUCGGAAUGCCACCAUAUAUAGCGUUAUUUGUGCUUUGUGGAACACGAAAGUUGAACAGGAAUUGCCGCAAAUCGACCAAUACGCCAUUCUAGAAUACUAUAGCGAGAAACUUGCGCAGAAAGAAGCAGAAGAAAAUAUCUUAAUUUGGCUAUGGAAUAUAAUCAGGAAGCUAUUUGAUAGAGAAAACGACAAAUUUGAAUGCUAUGCAAAUGAACCUAAAUGUGUUCGAGCAGUGUUGGACCGCUGCGGUGAGACGGAAUUAGAACACCUGCAGCAGGCCACAGAUAACAAUGAAUCCAAGCUUAUUAAUGAUUUUAUCAAAAAAAAAUUAGACGACUCAGAAAUGUUCGUGGAAUAUGACAAAUGGAAUAAUGCAAAUGAUGUGCCCGGAGCUCUCAAAGAAAUAAUCCACAGUUUGAGCCAAGCACAAAGAAGAGCAAUGGAAAAGUUAAGAAGACUUGAGCUAAUUGAUAAAAUCAAGGACUUCUAUCGCGAAAACAUCGAAAAAACAAGUCUACCAAAACAGCAGGAGAUUGAACUAUUCUUCCGGCGGAUGAACACGACUUUUGCUGGAUGCUAUAAGCCAAAUAUCAAGAAAACAAAGGAAAGAUAA